This is a messenger RNA of Amyelois transitella, 10111 nucleotides long. RefSeq lists its product as uncharacterized. The record is from RefSeq and is a predicted model, not a curated record. Bases 5490 to 6875 code for a protein of 461 amino acids. The transcript has 3 exons. NCBI's taxonomy places the organism in Eukaryota, Metazoa, Arthropoda, Insecta, Lepidoptera, Pyralidae.
UGACUGUGUCUAGUAAAAGGGACCACUUUGACGAUUCUAGUUUCCGAGUUAUAUGCAUUUUUACAAAAUUUGCCGAAAAUAUGUAAAAUGGAUUUUUGUUACUAAUCGGUUAUUAAUACCUUAAAUAUCAUUUUGUAUAAAAUAAUACCUGUAUAAUUACAAUAUUUCAAUAUCCUAAUAGGUCACGAAGUUUAGUACCAAGGGUACCACUUUAAGGUAAUAUUUUACAGGCGAAAUAUUUUGAUUUAUUUCGAUCGCUGUUAUGCAGGGAAGUGAAAUAAUAAGUUGAGGGUAGGAUAAGGGGGGCGGGGGGCGAAGAUUGGGCGGUAAGCGUGGCGCGGCGCGCGCGUCGCUCACUCAGUUAGCUGGCCGGCGCGUACUCGUACGCACAUGUUAGUUGAGCAUUGCCACGCGCCGUAAAACAUCGUGAUUUUUAUCUAUGCGAGCUGCGAAUAUACAUUGUGUUUAAGUACCAAGUUUAUAACGUCACAUUUCAUCAUGGAAGACGAUACUCAAAUUUUGUUUACUGAAUAUGAUGGCGAUCAGCAGCAAACACUACAAACAACAGCUUCACAUUCAGCACAGACAUCGACGACGAAACCAAAAGCACAACAUAAAGGCACUCAAACACGGGAAACUGAAAUAAGGUUUUCCAGUACGUGCUCAAAAAAUGAGAUUGUUUAUUCCACUCGGGACUUACCCCAAAUAAAUAACUAUCCCGGUCAGUGCAUUUCAGAUCCUCGAAACGAAGAUGUAGCCAGAAUAAUUUUAUAUGAGUUGGAGCGUUUGCCUGAAAAACACCGCAUUAGUGCUUUUGCCAUAAUUUUCAAUGAUAUAAAAAAAAUUCACGAUGAAGUGUCUUCUCAGCCUGUUGUUACUGAUAGCAAUACUCGUGUAAACGCUGAAGAGGCAAGGAAACGUGACUUACAACAAAGAGUUUUAAGAAACAUGGCGAGAGUGUUUGGCGAUGAGGAGUUAAAGUAACUUUUGUGUAGAUGGAGCUUCUCAUGGAAAAUUGGAGUGUGAUUACGGUCAAUGCACAGACAUAGAUUUAAGAAAUUUUGAACAGGAGUAUUUAAAAUUCAUAAAAAAAAAUUCUGAUGAAGAAAAUCAUGAGCCUCCUAUCGAUGAUAGAUGCGAAAUAACUGGCGUUGAAUUAGUUGUACCAGAAGACCCAUCUCGUAAUUUUUUUUUCUGAUACUGACGAUUUUCUCAACCAAUUGGAAAACCAUGAAGAACAACGGAUAUUUAUCGACGGUUGCGGCUGUGCUAUGUCAUGCCAAGAAAAAUUUCCCCGUGAAGCUGUGCUACAGUCCAGAUUAGAAUCACAGGAAAUGAAUACCAAAUGCGACCUAGGCCAUAAUCAUUUAAAUUUGUUUACUAUGGGUGCUCUUAAUGCUCUAACUCGUCAAGGGUCCAAUACUCUUAAAACAAACAAAAACAAAACAAAGGUAAGGAAAGCAGCUCAUACAACUUUUUUUUUUAAGGCAUAGCUGUUUGUAAGAACUUUUUUCAGUUUGUUUAUGCAUUAGGGGAAAAAAGAUACAAAAAUAUUAAGAGCAAAGUACUUAAAGGAAAUUUAGCAACAGUGUCCUCUCCUCAUAAUUUCACGUUGAUAAGAACCAAUAAUGCCCAGCAAACAAUUGAUGCUUUUUACAAUUUAUAAUUAGUAUCCUUAAUUAAAAUUAAAUUUUUAUUCUCUACAAUUAAUCUAAAUAGGUAUUCAUUCUAAAUGUAAUAUAUAAUUGUCAGUCAAAAAUUCCACCCCGAAUCGUACCCGGCUCAAAGGUACCCAUCACACUAGCUGCGUUUCCUCUUUGGAUGGCUAAGGAUAUCCUUUGAACCAGGUACCAUCCGGAGCGGUGGUCAUACCCUCUGUCACGUAAACGGCGUCCUAUUUCUUUAACAAAGCUUUUCGCUUCUGGGCACCACGGGCCAGCUGUCUCGACGGCGAUUGGUAUAAACUCAUAUUGAUUUAAUAAAACCGAGUAUUUAUUUAACUUGUGAGCAGCUGCCGCUCGUGCAGCCGAUCCAGCCGAUCGUGUGCUACUGUUCAAGUAGGACGCCGCAUACGUGCUCACACAGGUUGCAUCCCACAACAAACUACGUCCUCUUCGCCAGGGCACCAGAGUAAGCCCAUCCGGCCGCUUUCCGUCUGACCUAGACAAACCAGGUGGUUCCAAUUGACAGGGAAUGUUUGCCGACACCAAUGCACUGCGUAUUAUAUGAUUAAUGGUAUUAUGCCGUGAUAAACGGCCGGCACACCUUAAACAACUGAGGGCAUGAUGCGCACUGGAAUUUACCAUCUUUCCGCAAAUACAUUGGUGUGGCUCACAUACUGGACAGCCCAACCUCAAAGCCACAGCUAUUCUAAGUGAGUCAUUGUCCAGUAAAGUUCCCAUCUGAGGCGACGGAACAGCGUGCAGCCAUGCACCCGAUUCCGGCUCAGCAGAAGCCUUCAAACGCGCCAAAUCCGAAUCAUUCGCUAAGCUUUCUAGGUCCUUCAUCAGAAUCUGAAUUCUUUUCUCAUCCCAAAGCUUUUGUACGUGGGGCUGACAUGGAAAAUCUGUAUUCGGACACCUGCUGGACCAUAAUGUCAUGGCUUCAUUCACAUGAGGCAAAAUUAAUCCAUCACCAUCAAUAGAGAGUAUUUUAGCUACUAGAUUAACUGCCCCAUGCGAGGACGCCAAGAAAGCCGGAAGGGCAACCUCCGAAAAACAACGAACUCCAAGUCCGCCAUUACGUACAGGCAACGAAGCCUGGACCCACUGAAUGUCAUCAAGACUUACAUUCAAAAUAUUUUCUAACGUUGAACGCACCGCAUCAUCAAUCUGCUGAACAAAAUGUGGAAACAACCAUGCCGGGCUUGUCCUUGCUAUAUAUGUUAACCGCGGCAUUGCAAAACAAUUGCGGAGUAGGACCAAGGCAACAUGAGAGGAUAGCAUGUUUAGUCUGUCCCGGACAGUCAUCAAUAAUGAGACUUUAUUCUGAAGAGAAGCAGGCACCGCCUCCUUUAACAAAGGAGCACCCAAAAUAUUAAAAUUCUCAUUACUAACGACUUCUAUCCCAGAUAAUACGUCAUUAAAGCGUGAAAUGGAAGCGCGUGCGUUCUCCCCACACAAAAACAAUUCGCACUUACUCGGGUUGAUUUUAAGGCCCAAAGGUCUAAAAGCUUCAAUCAGACGCUGAAAAUCAGCUGCUACUACAUCAGGUGGACCACCCAAGGUUCCAUCAUCCAGGUACCAGAUAUUCAAGGGUGAUUUCAGGCUGGCAACUGUCCUCUGAAUUGCCAAGCUGAACAUUAAAGGACCUAGAGGGUCCCCCUGUUGAGCGCCAACCUGAGACUUUAUGGGAACACCAUCAAAAGCUAAAUUACUUGAAAAUGCGUAGCACUGGUAUGUAAAGGCGAAAAGUUCAGGAGUAUGUUCUUGCACCUCACUUAGCAUAACAUCCCUUUCCAAAGUGUUGAAAGCGUUCUCUACAUCGAUCUUUAAAACAACAUUAUCAGUAUUCUGAUUGGACAUUACGAAAUAUCGUGCUGCGUGUAUAGUGGCCUCACAGCCUCUUGAUGCUCCAAAUCCAAGCUGGUGUGGUUGUAAACAUUUUGCAACAUUUUCUCUAACAGCGGUACAUCCCAGUUUCGACACCAAUCGUCUGAAGACGUUGCCCACAGCAAUAGGCCUUAUUCCUCCAUCCCUUUUCUGAAGAGCGCAAAGAGAUGCUCCAUACAGAUAUGGACACACUUGAGGAUUCAGAAGUCCUUUCAAAAGAAAAUUACAAAGGUUGGUGACUGCUUCCAAUAGGCGAACCCCAUUAUCCCCUGCUGAGGCAGACAUAAGUUCCUUCAAAUGAUCCGAACGAAGACCAUCCAAACCAGAAGCGGAACCAGUCUGAAAAGAAGACAGUGCCACAGAAACUUGUGAAGAAUCAACCGUGAGACAUCUGUUAGAACGGUUCGGCUCCGAAGGCAGUCUCAAUGGACGAGACGGUGUAGGAUGUUUCCGUAUUAAGGAAUUACGUGUAUGCAUAUCACAAGGUGCAACAGAACAAUCCGACAACAAAAGACGAACCGCACCUCUAAGAUCACCGUCAAAUACCUUUGCCUCUAUAGAUCUGUUAAUAGAAUAUAAUUUUCCACGAUCGUCAAUGUUGAGCACUUCAUCAUUAACACCAUUAAUAUUUUCCUUCACUUUCGAGGUAAGAGAGGACCGUCCCUCACGUUUUGGUACUCUUAAGGCAGUAAAAGAGAAAGAUAAGAGAUUUGACCACGCGAGGAUGCUAUUGUCUCUCAAACAAAUCUCUAUUACGGAAGCCAGUUUGCCUGCGGCCAAGCAUCUUGCUCCUUUAGGGAUAUGCUUCAAUACUGGCACAUUUUUUUUUAAUAAAAAAAGAUUAUUGAGUACACUGAGGUCAUCAGUUGCAUGUGUUUGUACUGAAGAAAGAGAGUCCGGACAAACCUGACUUGGACCGCGCCUAUGCAUUCGACCAAUAUGGACAGCUAAUCCUCUAGGGAUAACGUAUUGGCGCGAAGUAUCCGGGCAAAGAGGACAUGAGCCAUGAUUUGACAUUAUUACCAGUCCAUAAAUUGUAAUAACUAAAAGAUUUAAAAAUUAUAUUUAAAUAUACAGAUCAAAUUAAAACAUCAAUUUAUCGUCAACAUUAAUAAAUAAAAUUCAUUCAUUCAUUCAUUCAUUAAUAAAUAAAAUAAAAAAAUAUAAAACAAACAAACCAAAUUAAACAAUUAGCAAAGAAUUAAAUAUUAUUAAAUUCUAUGAUGUCUCUUAUAAAAAUAAAUUUAAAUCAAAUAAAAAUAAAAUCAAUAAAAUUCAAAUAAAACAAAACAUGCAAUAAAAUUAUCUGCUACAGCGGUGGUCGAUGUAACUUUCCAGCGCAAAUUGCAAACCAUCGUCAAUUUUCUAUAUUCAAUCAGACUCCUUCUCCAGAAGCGUCAUAUUAAUAUAUAUAUAUAAAUCAGCAGCAAUUGUGUUGUUAAACUUCUUCUUCACAACCGCCGAAUAAAAUCAAAUUCUACCAUAUCCAUAGUUAUAUUAAUGAUGGCAACAUUAUUCAAAUGUCAAACUCUAAAUAAGAGUGUCAAUUGAUGUUGAUAAGACAGAAAUAAAUCCUCCUUGAGGGUAGAUAUUUAAAAAUAUGUUGACUUUCCAAUAUAUCACUCCACUGCAUUCCAAGUCCAACUUAACUAAAUGUACUUUUCCUUAUUUUGUAGAUUUAGGUAUAUGGUUAAUAACACUACCACACCUUCACUAGAAGCUGGCCGUCACAUUAUCACAUUUUGAGGUCCGAAACCUAGAACUUUCAAUUUUUUAAACAAUAAGUUUCAAGAACUUCGUGUAUACAGGGCUAGGGUUGCCCUCUCCUUGAUUGAUGCUGUAUUAUUCAAAAAAUCUUUCUCAGAACAAAAUUCAUUAGUCUUGCCAGGCCGCGUUCCAAGUUUUCAUAAUCCUGACUUACAUAUUUUACCCAGUUCAAUGAAUAAACGAUACGUGUAUGAUAAGUACCAAAAAGCGAGCAAAUUGUCCGAAAGAGAUGCUGUGAGUUUAAGAACUUGGUACAGAUUAUGGCAAACCUAUGCUCCAAAUAUUGUCAUUCAAAAGCCUCGAACGGACCUGUGUACAAAAUGCCAAGAAAAUAUUACAGCUUUAGGUAAAAUGCAAGGCUUAGAUGAAAAUGAAAAGCGCGGAUUGAUUGAAAAAUCGUCCCAACAUUUAGAUUUAGUUCAAACUGAACGUGCCUAUUACAAACAAUUGAUUGACACGUCAGCAGAUGUAUUCGGAAACCGGAAACUAGGGCAAAACCAGCCAUGCUCAUCGCCAGGAAAAAUGCAUUACUCGUUUGAUUUUGCGCAACAGGUACAUUUGCCUCAUAGCUCACAGCAAGUUGGACCUCUUUACUUUUUGGCGGGAUAUAAAAUCGGUUUGUUUGGCAUAGCCGCGGAGCCACUAAAACAAUUUGUGUUAUAUAUCAUCCCAGAAGCUUGCAAUACUGGAAAAGGUUCGAAUACCGUAAUCUCACUCCUAGACCACUUUUUCAAUAAUUUUGGGCUGGGUGAAACAGACGUCAUUUGUCAUGCUGAUAAUUGUAGCGGUCAAAAUAAAAAUAACUUCAUGAUGCAGUACGCAUUAUGGCGUACACUAACGGGGAAACAUAAAUCAUUUCAACUUUCUUUUUUGCCCGUUGGACAUACCAAAUUCGCGCCGGAUUUAUACUUCGGACUAUUUAAAAAAAAGUUCCGUCUUUCCAAUUCAAACACAGCCAGAGAUGUGUUGGAGUGCGCCGUUUCAGCUUGCCAUAAUUUAGACACAGUUACGGCAGUUCUUGUCGGUAAUGAAACUGGUGAUAUAAUGAAUGUGCAUUCAUACAAUUGGGCCGAUUUCUUUAAAAAGAAAUCUCCGCAAAGCGUGACACAGCUGCUCUCUUACAACCAUUUCAAAGCGUCUAUUGAUGAUCCUGGAGUCCUGCAUUGCACCAAAAAGUUUGAUGAUCAAGAUGUUAAAAACGUCGCAGUUUUUAAUUCCACUUGUGAUUUCACACAAAAUGCUAGUCCGACUGUAAUACCUCCUACAAGGCUAUCGUUUGAGCGACAACAGUAUUUGUUCCAAAAAAUUCGUGUCUAUGUUUCCCCUGAGGCUCAAAAUGUCUUGUGUCCAGAACCUAUAAAAAUCGUUGCAAUAAGUGCUAUAGAAGAUCCGUUACUUGACGUCGAAAUGCCGCUCAUAGAUACUGAAUCAGCCACCCCGUCGACGUCGGCGCUCACAGUAGUGGAAAGCCAAAAACGAAAAACACCCAAAUGCGGCUACUGUGGUGAAAUGGGCCACAGAAAUCAAAAAAGGAGUAAUGUAUAUUUUUGUAAUUAAAAAAAACUAAAAACCUACGCUUUAUUGCUAAUCAAACUAAAAAAUAGAAAAUAAAAUUUAAAGACAAAGGAAUUAUAAAACAGUAGUAGCAAGUCGAACAAUCGGUUAUAGUCAAUUACCUCCGAUUAAAAUUAUAACAAAAUUAAAUUUAUAAACAAAACAAUUGAAAUCUGAGUAAAAAGCGUGGGGUGCCUGAUGUAGUAAAUAUUAAAAUCAUUCUAUUAGCAUAUAUUUAUGACAAGAGAGUUAUGAAAAUGAAGUAAAAUGCACCCCACGCUUUUUACUCUGAUUUAAAUUGUUUUGUUUAUAAAUUUAAUUUUGUUAUAAUUUUAAUCGGAGGUAAUUGACUAUAACCGAUUGUUCGACUUGCUACUACUGUUUUAUAAUUCCUUUGUCUUUAAAUUUUAUUUUCUAUUUUUUAGUUUGAUUAGCAAUAAAGCGUAGUUUUUUAGUUUUUUUUAAACUAUUAUUUAUUUUCUAUUUUUUAGUUUGAUUAGCAAUAAAACGCCUAGUUUUUUAGUUUUUUUAUACAAUUAUUUUUUGGUAGAAGUGUUAACUUCCUACUACUUCUACUACGCUGUAUAACUAUCUUACUAGAAAUGACUUUCGCAACCAUGCGCCCAUCGCCGGAGGUUUUCACGACUAACUUUCUUAAAGUUAUAUGUGGCCUGAUUGGAUUAAAUCUCAUAAUAUUCUCAUCAUCAUGAUUCUUUUUUAGGCGAUGGGCUAGCAACCUGUCACUAUUUGAAUCUCAAUUCUAUCUUAAAGCCCAAUAGCUGAAGGUGGCCUAUAUAGUCUUUACAAGACUGUUGGCUCUGUCUACCCCGCAAGGGAUAUAGACGUGAUUAUAUGUAUGCAUGUAUGUAUGAUGAUUGUUAAACCCAGUUGAAAAGAAUUUUAUAGUGAUAAAUCACUGUUAAUAAUAUUUUUGACUAUCCAGCAAACAUAACAAUUUUCGAUUGUGGCCUUGCCAGGAAUCAAACCACAAGAUUAAGAGGCAGAUUGAUACAGGAACAAAAAUAUUUCAAACAUACCUCCACUGCCUUUACAACCAGGAACGCAACAAUGUUUAUCUGAAGACAUCGUGGCACUUUUGUAGUAAAAUCUGUCUUUCACAAAAACAAACACAAACUUGGGACUCCUAUCUCAAAUAAUCAGGUACUUUUUACAGGAGCCCUAUCUCAAAAUAUCUGCACAACACAGUGAACACAGUCAGAGUCCAAUCUCAGAUGAUAAAAUCACACGAAUAUCCGGAAGAACAAAGCUCGACUCAACGGAAGAUUCCAAACUCCAAAUAACGACAAGUUAUCAGCACAAAACAAAGUGCAAAUAGGUAAAUACACAGGCACCGGUAAAAAAACAGAAAGAAAGUUUACAGGUGUUAGAAUCGAAUUCAAAACUUACUGCAAAACUUAUUUUACAUAAAUAAACAAACUGUCACUCAUUUUCCAAGCGAGUAUUACAGUGUUGCUAUUAUAAAUAUGCAAAAGUUACAUAAUGUUAAUUCAAGAAUCGCAUUAAUAUGUUAAAUACGUAUUAAAUAUCGCAAAGUUCUGUAGGUAGUAACUUUAUUCUUGUAUUGUUGUAAAUUUAGUUGUUCAAUUUUCAUUUAUUACUUUUGUUUUAUUACUUAUAUAUUUUUUAUUGUUUUAAAAUAUUCUACUAAUUCUACUAUUGUUUCUAAUGGUAAUUCUAAAUGGAGCGAUGCGAUGAAAUAAAAAAGCCUCAGGUUAAUAGUAACAUUAUAUGGAAAUAUAUUACAUCUCUUUUUGGACUCCUUAUACGUCAGAACUUCUUGGUUUCUUGUAUGGAGAUUACUGGCACUGGUGCUAUCUCUGUCUCUCUUACUCUCAUACGAAGGAUCUAAAAAUGAAUUUAUUAAUCCUGGCAGUUUUAAUAAGGAUAAUGAGAAACUCUUAUCAAAAUAUUGCAUUGUCAUCGGUCCUUGAUACGUGUGCAAAGUUUCAAGUUGAUCAGACGUUUAGAAAUCAGUGAAAAUUAAGCUCAAAGAUUCCGUUACAUACAUACAUACAUACAUACAUACAUACAUACAUACAUACAACCCAAGCUAAUAAAAGCGUAGUAAAAAAAGAGAACUUGAUGAGCGCCUUGAAUCCAGUUAACUGUAUUUACCAAGUAAAAAAAUGUGAUUUAUUUUGAUUAUAGUAAGUACUUUAAUUUGACAAGUUGUUGUGUGUGAUUUUUUUAUUUUUGUAAACAAGUAAAGUUUAGUGACAAAGUGGUACCUGACUUAGUAUAUUAAUUAUUUUUUCCUUAGAAAUGUAUAAAAUGUAGAAGAAACUUACUUUAAUGUUGAAAAAUAUUUACUUUACUAUUUAACAUAGUGACAACACGUUAUAUUUUAUUAUAAAAACAUGUUAAAUAGUAGUUAUUUUACUUGUGACACUAAACUUUACUAAGCCCCCCAAGUGGUACCCUAAUUAUUCUUCCAUAGUAAAAUGAUCGUCAAACCACUAAACUUAAAACACGAUAAUUUCUCUAAAUAUUGCAUUAAGUAUCGUUAAUUAUGUUUGGAUCUCUGUGCUAAAGUAUAUUUUGGCUAAUUUUGUGAUAUAACUUAAAAAAUAUAUAUUAUUUAGUUGAUUUUUGUUUAUGAGACUGAUUAGAACUGAUUUAUAGAAAUGUUAGUAUUUUCGAUUAAAAACAUAGAAAAUACUGGUCUUUUUUUAUUUUUUCCCUUCUAUUAUUGCCUAAAAUAUAUUACCAUAAUUAAUAAUUCAUUGUUUAAAAGGUAUUUUCUUAAGAUUAUGAGUAAUUAAGAUACUUGAUUUUUUUCCUACUCCUGCAAGUUCUUCCUUGACUACCUUCCAAAUCAUUAUAGUUAUUGAGACCAUUGAUGCCUGAAUUUAAUCUUUGAUAAUACUAGAUUAGCUUGAUACCAAUCAUUCCAUAACUUCCUAGUAGAAGUGUAUUUUUCACGAGCAUAAACUUUAAAAUCAAUUUUCUCGACUCGUACAUUUUGCCUACUGCAUGUUUAAAAAUGUAUAAAAAAAUAAUUAUUGCACCUAGGAAAACGAUUCUUUUUUUACUGAAUAGCUAAUUUUACCUAGUUUUAGGAGAUAUUAAUAACUCCAUACCGGUAAAGUGGUCCCUUUUCCCAGACACAGUCACAUUUCAACUUCACUACAUGCUGUGCCGUGUGGUUCCCGGCACGAAUAGAAAAAAGAAUAGGACCACUCCAUCUCUUUCCCAUGGAUGUCGUAAAAGGCGACUAA